AGAUGGGUAUUCUUGCAGUACCUGCUCUACUAUUGCUUCUUUUAGGGAUCAGUGGAAUUAUUUAUAUUUAUCAGUCAGUCAAGUGGCUAUUGUCCAAGUCAGCUGUGCAAAACAAAGUGGUGGUGAUCACGGAUGCCAUCUCUGGACUGGGCAAGGAAUGUUCUCGAGUGUUUCACACAGGAGGAGCAAGGCUUGUGCUGUGUGGCAGGACAUGGGAAGAGUUAGAAGCCUUGUAUGAUGCUUUAAUUAGUGUGGGAAAUCCCAGUAUGACAUAUGCACCAAAGCUCUUACUUCUGGACAUCUCAGACAUAAACUGCAUUCAAGAUGUAGCUAGGGAAAUCCUGAAUUGCUAUGGCUGUGUGGAUAUACUGAUCAACAAUGCAAGUAUGAAGGUGAAAGGAGCAGUGCAGAGCAUUUCAUUGGAACUUGAUAAAAAGAUAAUGGAUGCCAACUAUUUUGGACCUAUAACAUUAACCAAAGCCAUUCUUCCCAGCAUGAUCUCAAGAAGAACUGGCCACAUUGUUCUAAUUAAUAGUAUCCAAGGAAAAAUAGGAAUCCCAUUUCGUGCAGCUUAUGCUGCUUCUAAGCAUGCUGCUGUGGGCUUUUUUGAUUGUCUUAGAGCUGAAAUGGAAGAGUUUGAUAUUUCUGUCAGCACUGUGAAUCCAACAUUCAUCUGUUCAUACCAUCACCAACCAGCACCCGGCAACUGGGAGGCAUCUAUUUGGAAAUUCUUUUUCAGAAAGGUGGCAUAUGGUGUGCAUCCAGUGGAGGUGGCAGAGGAAGUCUUGCGCACAGUGAGCGGUAAGAAGCAGGAAGUACUUAUGGCAAACCCUAUCCCCAGAGCAGCAGUUUACAUUCGCACCUUCUUUCCUGAGCUGUUUUUUGCCAUUGUUGCCUCAGGGAUUAGGGAAAAGCUGAAAACAGAAGAAGAAAAUUGAUUUUGUUCAGUUCUUUUCCCUGAUUUUGACCUGAAAAAAGUUUCAAAUGUCAAUGAUUUCUGCUUCUCAUUAUGGAUAAAGGUUCAA
Tauraco erythrolophus (red-crested turaco) is the source of this 1025-nucleotide messenger RNA. It is a transcript of the gene DHRS7C, whose product is annotated as dehydrogenase/reductase 7C. Gene Ontology annotation, biological process: intracellular calcium ion homeostasis. Gene Ontology annotation, molecular function: oxidoreductase activity, acting on the CH-OH group of donors, NAD or NADP as acceptor. The record is from RefSeq and is a predicted model, not a curated record. NCBI's taxonomy places the organism in Eukaryota, Metazoa, Chordata, Aves, Musophagiformes, Musophagidae.